CCGGCGCGCCGUAGCUCGAGAGGCGUUGAGUGUUGUGGUAGAAACCCUUCUCCCGACAGCUAACGUCACCCAGACAACAACAACAACAACAACAACAGCUCCUCUCCUCUGAACUCACGGCAGCGGAAGGCCGCCGCGGGGGGGAUCGUUACCGGGACGGGAGGAAGAGGCAGGUGUUCGACCAGGUGACUCCUGUCGGUCAGUAUGAGCUCCAAGGGAGGAGGAACCGCUCUGACCCGCCGCAACUACAGGCUGGCUUCAGACACCGACAAACCCAAAGCCACAGGUAUCGUGAAUGAGAAGUUGCUGAGUGACUACCUGCACCACGUGUUUCCCUGCACCAAACAGACUCCUGCCCCGGCCCCCAGGAAGCCUCUUGGUUUCCAGGAGCUCGGCGCUCACCUGGAGAGAUUGUUGUCCGAGGGAGAACCCGCCGAGGAGAGUGCAGAUCAGCCGCUCGAAGGCCGCCUCGGCCCUCAGCCCGUCGUCCUGGAUCACACCAGCGGCUUUGAAGGACUCCUCUUCGUAGACGACGACCUGCUGGGGGUCAUCGGCCACAGCAACUUCAGCUCCAUCAGAGCCACCACAUGUGUUUACAAAGGGAAAUGGGCCUACGAGGUGCUGAUCUCCUCCCAGGGUCUGAUGCAGAUCGGGUGGUGUACACUCAACUGUCGCUUCAACCAGGAGGAGGGUGUUGGCGACACUCCGGACUCUUACGCUUACGAUGGGAACCGAGUGAGGAAGUGGAACGUGACGACGACUAACUACGGGAAGUCGUGGGCGGCCGGAGACAUCGUCAGCUGUUUGAUAGACCUGGACGAGGGCACCAUCACGUUCUGCUUGAAUGGCCAGUCUCUGGGCACGGCGUUCACCAGCAUCAAGACGGGCCCGGGCGUCGCCUACUUUCCCGCCAUCAGCCUGUCCUUCAAAGAGUCGGUGGCUUUCAACUUUGGCAGCCGGCCCCUCAGGUACCCUGCAGACGGCUACCUGCCCCUCCAGAACCCCCCCACUGCAGACCUGGUGAAAGCUCACAAGCUGCUGGGCUACAUCAAGAACGUCCUCUCCACUUCCAUCGACACGCAGGAGGAGAGGCUGCUGGAGAUGGACUGCUCCUCCUGGAGGCUUCAUGGAGAAGCUACAGUCCUCAUCACCCUGGCUCACAUCUUCAACCACUUCGCUCCCCUCAUGUGUAAAGUGUACCUGGUGGAGGACGUGCUGAUGAACUUCCUGUUGGGGAUUCUGGAGGGAGGAGGUUCCGUCGAUGAGCACCAGCUCAUACAGCAGCUUCUGGAUCUCUUCUGGCUCCUGAUGGAGGACUAUGAAGUGAACGAGUGUCUGAAGCAGCUGAUGAUGUCGCUGCUGAGAGCCUACAGAUUCUCCCCCAUCAUCCCCGAUCUGGGCUUCCAGAUCCACUACCUGCGUUUGACGACGGCCAUCUUGCACCAUGAGAAGUCCAGGAAGUACCUUCUCAACAACGUCCUGUUCGACGUGCUGCGUUCAGUCGUGUUUUUUUACAUCAAGACGCCUCUGAGGGUGAAGGAGGCGGGGCUAGAGGAGCUCAUCCCGACCACCUGGUGGCCCACGCACUUCGACAAGGAGGGGAAAGAUGAGCGGGAGCCCAAAGACGAGAGCGCAGAGGAGCGACUGAGACGCAGAGCGUACGAGAGAGGCUGUCAGAGGCUGAAGAAGAGGAUCGAAGUGGUGGAAGAGUUGCAGGUUCAGAUCCUGAAGUUGCUGCUCAAUAACAAAGACAGAACUACGGGGGAAGCUUCUCGCUACAUCUUCCUCAAUAAGUUCCGGAAGUUUCUCCAGGAAAACGCCAGCAACAGAGGGCACCCCACCGCUCUGUGCCCUCCGGAGUACAUGGUGUGUUUCCUCCACCGCCUCAUCACGGCGGUGAGGGCCAGCUGGGACGACGGCAUGAGGAAGAGCACGAGCAGCAUCCGCAGCGAAGAGGCCUACGUCCCGCCGCAGCUCUUCUACAACGGCAAGGUGGACUACUUUGACCUGCAGCGGCUGGGGGGGCUCCUGUCCCACCUGAAGAAGACCCUCAAAGAUGACUUGGCCAGUAAAGCCAACAUCAUCAUCGACCCGGCAGAGAUCCAGGCCACGUCGAUGGACGACCUGGACGAGGACGAGGAGAGCGGAGCAGCUCAGAGGCCCUUUGGUGCGGCGGCGAUGGGCGGGGCCCUGGCGAGGCCCACCUGGUUGAGCUCCCCCACUCUGGGUCGAGCCAACCGCUUCCUGAGCACGGCCGCCGUCAGCCUCAUGACCCCCAGGCGACCCCUCACGCAGCCGGAGAAGGUGAAGGUCCGCACGCUGGCCGUGGAGCAGAGGACCGAGGAGGACAGUGAAGGAAGCCAUGGUAACGACGGCCUGUUGCUGGGGCGACCGCUGGCGGAGCCCAACCAGCCAAUGGCAGACAAGUCCCUGCUGGAGAUAGUUGACGGCAUCGUGAUGAUGUACAACCUGAGCGUCCACCAGCAGCUCGGGAAGAUGGUGGUGGUGUCAGACGACGUCCACGAGUACGCCGUUGCUCUGAAGGACACGGAGGAGAAGAUCGCACGAUGCCCCGCCAGAAGACCAGACAUCCUGGACGAGCUCCAGAAGAGCCAGAAGGUGUUUGCGGAGAAGCUGAACCACCUGUGCAGGAGGCUGGCCUGGAUCAACGCCACCAUCUACUCCAAGGAGAAGAUGCUGGACGUGUACUGGCUGCUGUGCGUCUGUAUCCGCACCAUCGAACACGCCGACAACACCGGCUCGCUGUUCGCCUUCGCUCCGGAGUUCUACCUCAGCGCCGCCAUGAACGCCUACAGCGCACUCAAGAACUACUUCAGCCCCGCCAACAGCAUGGAGGACCUGCCGGGCUACGAAGAAACCCUGACGCAACUAGCCGCCAUCCUGGCCAAGCACUUUGCUGACCCACGCAUAGUGGGAACAGACAUCAAAGACUCUCUGAUGCAGGCCCUCGCCAGCUACGUCUGUUACCCACAAUCCCUCAGGGCAGUGGAGAGGAUCCCAGAGGAACAGCGCGUUGCCAUGAUGAGGAACCUGCUGGCGCCGUACGAACAGAGGCCCUGGGCGCAGACCAACUGGAUCCUGGUCAGACUGUGGAGGGGUUGUGGUUUCGGUUACAGAUACACGCGUCUUCCUCACCUGCUGAAGACCAAACCUGAGGACGCCAACCUGCCCAGUCUGCAGAAGCCGUGCCCGUCGCUGCUGCUGCAGGGUCACAUGGCGGAGCUGCUGAGCGUGGACAAGGACAUGGCCGCCUCGUUCCUCAACAGCGUCCUCAACCAGCUCAACUGGGCCUUCUCCGAGUUCAUUGGCAUGAUCCAGGAGAUCCAGCAGGCGGCGGAGCGCCCUGAGAGGAACUUCGUGGACACCCGUCAGCUGAAGGUGUGCGCGACCUGCUUCGACCUGUCCGUCAGUCUGCUGCGGGUUCUGGAGAUGACCGUCACUCUGGUUCCAGAGAUCUUCCUGGACUGGACCCGCCCGUCCGCAGAGCUCCUCCUCAGACGGCUCGCCCAGUUGUUGAACCAGGUGUUGAACAGAGUGACGGCAGAAAAGAACCUGUUUGAUCGGGUGGUCAACCUGAGACUGCCAGGUCUGGAGAGUGUGGACCACUACCCGAUCCUUGUGGCCGUCACCGGCAUCCUGGUCCGAAUCCUGGUGGACGGAGACAGACAGGGGAUUUCCCGGGCGGCCUCCGUCCUGCUCUCCGACCCUUGCUUCCAGCUCCACUCCAUCCAGCACCUGUUGGGUGAGGGCGGGGGUGACCCCUCCGCGGUCUCCGCCACCGCCUCCCGCGCCCGCCCGGUGGUGGGUUCCUUGGGGUCCGGCGUGGCCCCCGUGAUCCCCUCGGCCGCCGCUGUGGAACGGAAGCACUUCUCGCUGCACGCAUACACGGACUACAUCAGCGAGGAGGAGAAGCAGAAGGUGGAGCGGAUGUUGGCGUUCCUCACCGAAGAAUCCAAGCAGGCUGCCGCCAGCACCGCUCCGACCAGCGAAGAAGACCUCUGCCCCAUCUGCUACGCUCACUCCAUCUCCGCCGUCUUCAAGCCCUGCUCCCACAAGUCCUGCAAAGCCUGUAUCAACCAGCACCUGAUGAACAACAAGGACUGUUUCUUCUGCAAAGCCACCAUCACCGGGGUGGAGGACUACAGCAAGCCGGCCGCCUCCUAGCACGCACGCGCACGCACACGCACACGCACACGCUAGCUGUGUGAAGGGCCGAUGUGUCCAAGAGCCUCUCACUCACCGGUGAACCCAAAGAUUUCUCACAGAGGUCUGAACUGUUUGUGCAGGAUUGCUUUUGUAGGUUUUUUUUUUUUUUUUUGUGUGGAAACGAUGAAAUAAAUGAAUAACUGUUUUGUUUC
Gasterosteus aculeatus aculeatus (three-spined stickleback) is the source of this 4379-nucleotide messenger RNA. NCBI's taxonomy places the organism in Eukaryota, Metazoa, Chordata, Actinopteri, Perciformes, Gasterosteidae. The record is from RefSeq and is a predicted model, not a curated record.